Molecule: messenger RNA, 1404 nt
Organism: Arachis ipaensis
Lineage: Eukaryota; Viridiplantae; Streptophyta; Magnoliopsida; Fabales; Fabaceae
Source: RefSeq, a predicted model, not a curated record
AUGGUACAGAAAAAUGAAGAGAACACUAGGAAUCUCAAUGCACAAUUUGGUAACAUGAGUGCUCAAUCGUCCAACAUAACUGAAAUACUUUCAAGGAUGUUUCUACCUCCUUCCAACAAUACCAACACCAACCAAACCUCAAGCUCUUCUAACCUUCGAUCCCAACCCCUUUCAAACCCAAAGGGCAGUCUCAACGCCAUUACUCUAUGGUCGGGGACUAUAUUGGAGGAGAUGCCUCCUAGGGCCAUGGAAGAUCUUCAUGAGGAGGAAGUAGUUGUUGAAGUUCCACAUGAGGAUGAAGGAGACACAAAGCAAGAAGAAGGAGAAGUGAGCCUUAAGGAGCCUAAGAGGAAGGCUAUAAAGGAUGAAUCCAUUCCGAUUCCAUUCCCUUCCAUAGUAAAGAAGGCCAAGAAAACUCCGGAGUUUGAUCCAAACAUGCUUCAAGUAUUCAAGAAGGUUGAGGGAACCAUCCCACUUCUUGAUGCCAUUCAAAAAUUUUCGAAGUAUGCUAAGUUUUUAAAGGACUUGUACACACACAAAGAUAGAAUUGGUGAGUUGGAAACAUUGUCAUUGGGUAGUUCUAUUUCUUCAUUGAUGAAGCCUAUUUCGGAAAAGUAUAGUGACCCCAAACCUUGUUUAGUUGAAGUUAGCCCCAUUGAAAAGGUCGGCCGCCAAAUUUGUCUUAGCCGACAAGAGUGUAAUCACCGUAGUAGGGAUAGCAGAAGAUGUGCUUGUGACCAUCAAGGAUUUGUGUUUUCAGUUGAUUUCUAUAUCCUUGAAAUGCCUCUGACGGAUACUGGAAGUUCUUCCUCCGUUUUUCUUGGUAGACCUUUUUUGAAGACUUCUAAAUUUAAAUUAGAUGCCUUUACCGGCGCAUACUCUUUUGAGGAAGGUGACAAGACCAUCAAGUUUAAUUUGGAAGAGGCCAUGAGACAUCCACCUGAAGAGCACUCCGUCCUCCGUUGUGAUGUGAUUGAUGAGGUAGUAGCAGAGAUACAAAGGGAAGAUCACAAUAGGUUGUACUAUCCUGUUAUUGAGGGGAAGGAUAAACAUGAGGAUAAACAAGAGAAAGUCGAUGAGGAUGAACUUCAUGAUAUUGGUAAAAAAGAACCUCAACUUGAAGCGAAAACUGAAUUGAAGCCUCUACCUUCUCACUUGAAAUAUGCAUUCCUUGAGGGCAACCAAGGGUUUUCGGUAAUCAUUUCUAGUGAGCUCUCUAGCCAAGAAGAAGAGAAGCUCCUAGAAGUCCUAAGGAAGCACAAAAGAAAGCAAUUGGUUGGAGCUUGUCCGACAUUGUGGGGAUUAACCCCCGUAUGUGUAUGCAUCACAUCUUCCUUCGAGAGGGAGCUCGGCCAGUUAGACAACCCCAAAAAAGGAUCAACCCCACCAUUCUUGAUGUGGUGA